Messenger RNA from Oncorhynchus gorbuscha (pink salmon), 1500 nucleotides. RefSeq names its product protein bassoon-like. The coding region runs from base 109 to 834 and encodes 241 amino acids. NCBI's taxonomy places the organism in Eukaryota, Metazoa, Chordata, Actinopteri, Salmoniformes, Salmonidae. Gene Ontology annotation, cellular component: axon; glutamatergic synapse; cytoskeleton of presynaptic active zone. The transcript has 2 exons. Gene Ontology annotation, biological process: presynaptic active zone assembly; protein localization to synapse. The record is from RefSeq and is a predicted model, not a curated record. Gene Ontology annotation, molecular function: metal ion binding; structural constituent of presynaptic active zone.
UGGAUGAGCAGCAUCGCUGAGUUCGCUCCUCUGAGCUUUCUAUGUUAAUAUAAUUAUAAAAACUAUCGAAUAAUACAAUUAGUCUCAUUGGUCUCCUAACCAGAGACGAUGGGCAACGAAGGAAGCAUCGAGGGAAGCGGACAACCCGGAGAACCGGGCUCCAUCUCUAUGGUUGGAGCUCCCGGUUCGUUUUCAGCACCGGGUUCUGGACAGCACAUCAAGCCCGCCAAUGGUGCUGUUGCCGGGGGAGGAAUGGGUGGCGGACCGGGGAUGAAUAGGGUUCCUAUGGGGAGUCCUAAACCUGGGAUGCAGCUUGGCUAUGGAGGCAUGGCUGGAGGAAUGGGUGGUGGAGGAGGUCAGAGACUGGCCAACCAAGAGAGCCACAGGCCGUUGCAGCAAUCUAGCUCAGGCCCCGACUAUGGCUCUGGCCCGGGUCAGGGCCAUGGGCCAGGGAUGGGUGGUGGGAUGGGUUCUGGGAUGGGUGGCGGUCAGGGUCAGCAUGGCCAGAGCCUCAGUCAGCCCGGUCAGCACGCCUCCAGACGGAACCUCCAGGUGGACUUCAGCAGCUCGGGAGGCCGGACGGGUCGCUCUUCCUCAGCGUCUCCGGACCGGGGGAUCACCCCCACCUCACCCUACUCGGUGCCUCAGAUCGCCCCCAUGCCCGUCAGCAAGCUGUGCCCCCUCUGCUCCACCACAGAGCUGACCAAUCCGCCGGCCCUGCCAAACUACAACACCUGCACACAGUGCCGCUCCACCGUCUGCAACCAGUGUGGCUUCAACCCCAACCCCCACCUCACAGAAGUAAGUAAAAACCACUGCCUGUUAACAUGCUGACUCUAUUACAGCUAUAUCUAGGAUCAGUUAUCUAUACCUUAAUACUUAGGGAAUUAAACCAGUUUACUAAACAGAUAAGCUCUUAAGGGGCAUCAUGUUAAGUCACAAAAUUAGGCACAUCCUCAUAUAUCUAGCCUCCUAUUUCUCUCAGGCAGGCAUGCACAGUCAUUUUGACUUCUCCAAUCUCUAAGUCCCAGACAUAGAAAAGGCCCUUCCUUAAUGAGUAUGAAGGUCCUGUCCUCCGUCAGUGACCUCUGACCUCUUUCUCAAAGGGAGCCCAGCAGAGCCUGCUGUCAGUAGCGUCUCCGUCGGGCUCGCUCCCUGGUUUUUCAGCCUCUGUUUUGACAGCAGGAGAGUAACGGAGGGGCUGUCUCUCUGUCCUUCCCCUGAACAUGUGGGCGGCACCAGGCAGGUGGGUUUCAGAGAGAGGAAGUGAGGGAGGAGGCACCGUGGGGUAUUGUUUGCCCCGAGGAUGUGGGUGAAGCGGUAUUCUCUCCGGAGCUGUGAGAGCCUCCGAGGCACGGUGCCAAUGCCACUGUAGUGUUGAGAUGAGUUCUGGUCCCAACUGCCAUCAUGUUUUAUUGUGAGGGACAUUUAUAUGCAUUAUAUUCUGAGAGCAGAACCAGGGGAAAGAGAAUGUGGGGAAAUUAUGAAGAGAGAGUGGGA